Molecule: messenger RNA, 5499 nt
Organism: Laccaria bicolor S238N-H82
Lineage: Eukaryota; Fungi; Basidiomycota; Agaricomycetes; Agaricales; Hydnangiaceae
Exons: 8
Coding region: 1-5499 (1832 amino acids)
Biological process (GO): peptidyl-serine phosphorylation; phosphorelay signal transduction system
Cellular component (GO): nucleus; cytoplasm
Molecular function (GO): protein serine/threonine kinase activity; ATP binding
Source: RefSeq, a predicted model, not a curated record
AUGUCAGAUACUGGCUACCAGCGGCGACAACCCCCAAGUCCCCUCGUUUUUUCACCUGAUGCCGUCCUAUCUCCUAUGCCCAUUCAACCACAGACCAGCAAUUCAAGCACCCAUGGAUCAGGUUCCAACACCGUGUCCAUGCCUUUCGUUAGACGGCAUGUAACCCGUCGUCUCAAGGCUGCCAAGGCAGAGUGUGAUAAAGAGCUUCAACGUAUCACCAACAACAUCACUUCUUUCUUCGAGGAGCGGCUGAGAGAGGGCGAUCAUGAGACCGAACGGGAGCACCGGGAUAGAGGAAGGGGCAGAGAUCACGAUUCUCAACUUGGCGACACUGAGCAUCUUCGUGAACCAUUCAUCUUUCACCCCGCAGAGCUUGGGCUGGCUCUGCAGGCUGAUGAUUACAACUCAGAUGGUGGUUACGAGGCAGAGGUCGAGUACAAUCGCCAUAGUCGUCAACCAUCUUCGCAGAUGAGUCCUUCAUCCUUUCGGCGGCAAAGUACAGCCCCAUGGGAUCGACCUCUCAGUUCUUCCGUGUCCUCUAGCGCUGUCACAUCCAGUCCUGCGUCAUCUACAAUCAUGUUGCCAGAGGCACCCAUAACUCGGAAACAACCCAUUCCGGCGCCUGCGCCCACCUCCUGGGGUACUGGAGGCGCAUCAUCUCGUCGUCUUUCGCGCACCAUCCAUAUUCCCACUCGGCCCACUCCAUCUGGGCAAAGUUCACGGUCUACGUCUCGGUCAAGGUCCCCAUUACCUCCUCUUUCAUCUCAUGCAAGUUUCUCUGAAUAUGGCUCUUCUCCAAUCUCCACGAUUAAUCGUCGUUCUUCUCGAAUCCUUGUUGAUGACCCCGUGGAUCCGAUCAUGUCCGCACUAUAUGAUAUCAUCAGUGUUGCUACAGACGUUGCCGAUAUGUCCAUUGCACAGCUCACCGCCCAACCCAAAAUCUGCGAAUCCAUAGUUCAGCGGGUUCAAAACAUAGGCAAAGCAUGGGAUGAUCAUCCCGAUUGGCAUGGUAGGAACUGGUACGUUCAGGUCCUACUUGCUGUUGCAAGCCUCAGUCGUGUAGUCGAGUGGUGGGAGGCCGAGAAGCAAUUCUGGAACUUUGAUGACAAUGAUGAUGAACAAGAUGAACCGCUUAUGUUUGUCACGAAGCCAGCCGACGAUACCAUCCCUCUCGUCUCAAGCAGGCAUCCAGAUGCAGAGCUGGAGGGCUUUAGACUCAAUGAAGACGACGACAGCAAAUUUCAUGUGGCGAAGCACCCCCUGACCCGUAAACCUAAGGAAGAGCUGCCUAAGGAACUGGUCCCGCCCGCUGUCUCUGCAUUGCGAGACUCGGCAUCUACGCCGUCCAGGGCUUCUCCCAGCAAAGCCAUUGAGAACGCAGAAUCUGCGCGUGUCCUUGCCACUGAACGAUUACGUCUGCAAGCAGAGACAGCUCAGAAUCAGAACAUCGUCAUGGAGCUUAGCCUUGACGGUGAUCACUUUAUAUGGGUGAAUCAUGCAUGGAGGGUGGUCGUCGGGACGGACCCCGACAUUCUAUCCGGUACUCGAAUUUCAGCCCUGCUCUCCCCUUCAGACUGGGGUGUCUUCAAAGAAGCUACUCAACGCUUACAAGAAGAUGACUCUCACACUGUCGAAGUCAGGUUCAAGCUUCAAAUUGAACCAAACGUGGAGCAUGAUCCUGCUGCAGGAACUCUCUACCAACAAAUGGAGGGAAAAGGAAUGCUUAUGAUUGAUCGUGAAGAUGGGCAACCAUCACAUACCAUGUGGGUUGUUAAACCUAUUGCACCAGCUCGGUUUGAGCACGAUGCACCUUCCAUCACUCUGGAAGUCGAUGACCUCGCACCUGAACCUGCCUCCACCAUCCGCUCUACCUUCGUGGAAAGAAGCGACGCGGAACCCGCGACACCCUUUCCUUUCAGUCAGCCCAUCAGCACCGACCCAAUCUUGUGUCGUAUCUGCGAAUGUCAAAUUCCACAGUGGUAUUUCGAGAAACAUAGCGAAACAUGCGCCGAAACGCACCGCCUGGAGGCUGAAAUCAUCGAAUGCAACGAAUCUAUAGCUGAGCUUCGAAGUACUAUCCGUGACCUCUGUGUGGCUGUAGACCGAUCUUCCCCUUCAUCGGUUGCUGAAUACCGAGGCAUGCCGAUUUUUACGCCGUCAAGUUCACCCAUUAUAUCCUCGCCCCUUCAAUUAUUUCGUGCGAACAGAAUGCAGCGCUACGGUGUGAAGAAAAUGCAGAAGCGUCUCCUAGAUCAACUGGAAGAGAUUCUACAAGUCGCUUCUGAGGUCUCCAUGCCGUCCCUUAAGGAUGAGGAAUCCAAAGAACCUAUUGAGCGCCAGCGCCUGCUGUCUCCCGGUUCUGAGCGCAAAAUCUCACAAAUUCGGCAAUGGUCAAAGCCUACCACUGAGGACGCAGCCCUGGGGCAACUCCUGCAAGAUGCCGAGCGUGUCAUGCGGCAAAAAAUCGACAAUGUCGUACGCAUGCAGAAUACCAUCCGUUAUGCGGAAAAAAUCUGGCACGAAUGGGAAGACCGAGUGGAAAACUUCUUGGCGACGAUCGAGGACUCCGACAGCGGAGGUAGUGAUGGGGAUGAGGAAAUCGAGGAAUCUGCUCUCGACGAUUACUCCAGCACAAGGUCGGAAUAUGCAUACAGUGGAGCGCCCUCUUCAGAGCCCACGCCAAUGGCAUCCUCGUCUCCCAUUCCUUUUAUUUCUCCCGAUAUCCGGCCCAUGUCGAUACCCAUACCCCUGGUAGCUUCGGCAGCUUCCUUUAUCCCCCGUCAACCUCUGCAGGCCACGAGAUCGUCUACCCCGUCCUCUGUCUCUUCUCCUCUCGCGCUUGCGGCACCUAUUGUAGCAUCCUCUUCCCCUGAAGAAUCUAUGCCACCCAUGUCUCUUGAUGACCCGUUGACCAUAAAGACUCGUAAGUCUAACCAGAGUUUGUUGGAACCCAAGUUCAUCGUCACUCCACCUACAUCACCACUUGUCACAGCCCACAACGUUUCUGGCUUGACUCGCGAAGCAUCCGUAAAACGUUCAAGUCGUCGUCAUUCCACCGCGAAUCUGCUUACCAGUCCCCCUCCCGGUCCGCUCUCCCCUAGGCAAGCGUCAGCAGUUCCACUAUCCCGCACAACACCAACCUCGAUCAAAGAUUUCGACAUCAUCAAGCCCAUUAGUAAGGGUGCAUUCGGGUCUGUGUUUCUUGCCAAGAAGAAGAUCACUGGCGAUUACUAUGCAAUCAAAGUUUUGAAAAAAGCUGACAUGAUAGCAAAGAAUCAGAUAACAAAUGUCAAGGCCGAACGAAUGAUCCUAAUGAAACAGGCUGAAUCCCCGUUCGUUGCAAAACUUUACUUCACAUUCCAGAGCAAGGAUAAUCUUUACCUGGUCAUGGAAUACCUCAAUGGUGGAGAUUGUGCCGCGCUCAUCAAAUCUUUAGGAUGCCUACCUGAGGAAUGGACGAAAAACUAUAUCGCGGAAGUAGUUCUCGGCCUAGAGUACCUCCAUCAGCGAGGGGUUGUUCAUCGUGAUCUCAAACCUGACAAUUUACUAAUUGAUCAGCAUGGUCACUUAAAGCUUACAGACUUUGGUCUUAGUAGGAUUGGUCUCCUUGGCCGCCAAACUCGCGAAAGCACCUUGGGCCGCCCUCUGACAAGAUACAACUCGAGAUCAAGACCGCCUUCCAUGGAUUCCGCAUACUUAGCAUCGCCACUGAUUCACCCCGAUUCCUUGGGUGGAGGUUCGUAUUUCACAAUGAGGAAUGCAGCCCCUCGUGUUGCUGGAAACAGCCCUUAUUUGCCUCCCACAGAUGAUGUGAGUGAGUCGAGCGGUUCAGAGUCUCUUUCGGGGCUCCACGUGCGACGAUCUGGCAAGCUAUCGGAAAGUCCCCUACAAUCCUUCGCAACAGAGCUUACGAACGAUCUUCGUUCUCACUCCAACUCCGGUAGCGGCAACACACCGCCUGGGGAACAGAAAUUUGUCGGUACUCCCGACUACUUGGCUCCAGAAACCAUUCUCGGUCUUCGUGGAGACGAUGCUGCUGUUGACUGGUGGGCUCUCGGUGUCAUCACUUAUGAGUUCUUAUACGGGAUUCCUCCCUUCCAUGCCGAUUCCCCUGAGAAGGUCUUCGAGAAUAUUCUCUCUGGACACAUUGAGUGGCAUGAGGACUGGAUCGAUUUUUCGCAAGAGACGAGGGAUUUUAUGCAAGGUCUGAUGACUCUCGACCCGAAUGAGCGCCUGGGAUCUGGCGGAGCUGAUGAAGUCAAGGAGCAUCCGUUCUUCGCCGGCAUCGAUUGGGAUAAGGUCACGACUACGGAAGCUGCAUUCAUACCCCAAGUGUCUGACCCAGAGUCCACUGACUACUUCGACCCCCGUGGGGCAAUCCCCCAACUGUUCCAUGAUGACGAUCACGUCGCCUUGCCAAGUAAUUCCCGUAAUGACAGCCCCACAGGAACUUCCAACAUGCCACCACCUGCAUUGCCACUACCGAUUGCUGGUCAGCGAGAAGGCGGCUCUCCUGCAAGCGAUGAUUUUGGGUCUUUUAGUUAUAAAAAUUUUCCUAUUUUGAAACAGGCCAACGACGAUGUCAUUCGCAAACUCAAGACUGAUCAAAUGGUCCCUAUAGCACACACGCUCACCGAGCCUGCAAGUUAUCACCAAAGAAAGCGGAGCGUUUCCCAACGUAUUAAAAAGCCUCCCAGCGUAGUAACUAAUAUGGAUCCAAAAAUCAUGUCCACCAACCCUCCGUCACCUGCAACAUCAACUUCGUCCAUUGCCUCCUCACCCUCACGUACGAGCAUACCUCCUUCCACACCUGGUAUUUCAGGAUCACAUUCGCGCAAGCCAUCAGAGUACGGCGCUGUUGAACGUUUUAAGCUCAGUCAGCUCGAAGGCGUCGAUCGGAGAAAUUCGAUGCCCAGCCGGUUACGGACUGCGUCCGUUUCCAGCACUGGAGAUGGUUCUGGUUCUGAGAAUUGGAACUCUUCCGCUGGCCACGGCAGUCAGCCUGACUCCAAUACUCCCCCUUCCUCUGUUCAUUCUAUUGAUCUGAGGAAAGGGCCUGAUCCUGGUGACAGGGCCGUAACUUGUCUACUCGCUGAAGAUAACCCCAUUACAGCCAAGAUUAUUGAGACUCUUCUCAUUCGACUCGGUUGUCGAUGUGUCGUGGUUGCUGAUGGAUCUGAGGCGAUUAGUGUUGCUAUGGGUGAUAUCAAAUUUGAUUGCAUCUUAAUGGACCUCCACAUGCCAGUUUUGGACGGCGAAGGUGCAGCACGCUAUAUCAAAAGCACCAACAGCAAGAAUACCAACACUCCCAUAAUUGCUGUGAGUGCCUAUAGCGGCACCGACCCCAACGAAACUAGCAACGUUUUCUCUGCCUCUCUCUCAAAACCUUUGCAAAAGGCAGAUCUUCUAGCCGUGAUGCGUCAACUUGGAUUCAAAACUUCUGCGAUGCGAGGUGGAGCUGUCAAUCACAAAGUCACCGCUUCUCAUCAAGUAUCAUGA